AUGGAGCCGGGUGGGGAGGCCCAGGGAGGGCUCGGCGGGGGCAGCCCCGGCUCGGCCUCUCCCGACCCACCCUCGGGGCAGAGGACGCGCCUUCCCGAGCGCCCGCUCUCCCCGCACAGUCCCGCCCGGGCCCGGUACGGACGGGCCGGCGGGUUCCCUGGCCGGCUGUCCCCGGCCCAGCGGCCGGAGCGGCCCCGCGGCGGGGAAAGCGGCCCGGGGCCGGUGCGCCCUGCGGGGCUGCGGGAGGUGAUUGGUGCAGACAGCGGCUCCGACCCCCCGUCCGGCCCGCGCCGGCUCCCGGGCCCGGGGGGUAACGGGGGGCGGGGCCCGCAGCGCCGUGACUCCGCCUUCGGCGCCCGCCCCGCCGGGCGGCUCGGCAGCGCCCUCGCCCGGCAGCGCGGGGCCCGGACACCGCCGGCCCCAACCUACCGGCCGCCGCCAGACCCGCACCCGCCGCUGCGCCGCGACCGCCGCUCCAACAUGGCCGCCCGUGGAGCGCCGGAAGCACCGCCUACUUCCGCUUCCGGCCCCCUUCCGCGGGCCGGGGCCACGCCCCCUUGUCACGGAGCGGGUUCGGCGGCGGCGCCCCGGCCACGCCCCCUGCCCCCGGCCCCGCCGUGUCCAUGGCAACGGCGGCCGGGGCGCCGGUGGCCGGCGGUGCCCCGCGGCGCAUGCCCGGGCAGGCAGGGGGCUCCGGGCGGAAGUGGCGCUGAGCGGAAGCGACGCCGUUUCCAGGUAACGGCGGCGCGGUCGGGGCCGGUUCCGGUGGCGGGGCCGGUUCCGGUGGCGAUGAGCGGCGGGUCCGGGCGGCAGCAGCGGCGGCUGGUGCUGCACGUGGACCUGAACAACACGGUGGUGGCGGCGGACGCGGUGUCGGGACAGGGCCCGCGGGCCGCCCUCAACACCUUCCUCAGCACCGUCACCUGGGGCCGCGCCGGGGCCGCCGGCGAGUGGCAGUGGGUGAGCGACCGGCCGUCCCUGCGGCCGCCCUGCCCCGGCGCCCUCAGCUACUACAGCCGCCACGGCCGGGAUCCCGCCUUCACCGACACCGGCCCGGGCCGCCGCUUCAGCGGCCUCCACGCCCGACACCUGCAGCUGCUGGAGUGGCCGGGCCGGUCGCACGACGUCUUCUCGGUGCAGGGGGAAGCCGGCAAGCGCUACCACCUGCUCCUGCCUGCCUUCUUCCGCCUCCUGGACGCCCUGCACCGGGACGCGAGAGCGUUCGCUGUCGUCUUCAGGACCUUCGGCACCGACCUGCCCCGCGCCCUGCAGGCUGUCAGCUGUGCCCUGGCCGGGCAGCACCCCCAGUUCCCCGCCCUGCGGGACGUGCCGCUCCCGGUGGACCUCACCCCUGGGCAGAUACGCUGCAGCAAGCGAGAGGUGGUGCUGACAAGGGGAGCGGAGCGGCUGACCAGCCGGGAAGGUGCAAGGAAGCUUUACGAAUACUUCAGCUCUUUGGAGGGAAUCAGAGGCUUCCAAGACCACUUUGACUGGUGGGCCAGAAAUCAGUUCUCUUCCCGAGGUGGGAAGCCCCUGUGGAUCGACCCCCAUGAUCCCAGCGUUCACCACAUCUUCAUCGAUGACAACAUCCGGCUGGACGAUGCAGACACCAUUGUUCAUCCCCAGGUGUUUAUGGAGCGGGGCAGCAGGAGCCCCAGGCGCGCUCCCACCUCGGAGCUGUACGACAUUUGCCUGGUGCAGACCGACCUGCUGGAGGCCAUUGCUGACCAGGACUAUUUCCUGCGCUGUGUGAGGAGGUGCGAGGAGAACUACGACCGCUACCUGGCCUGCACGGAGGAGGACACGCUGAGCCAGCAGUGGGAUGGAUAGCGAUGCCACCUCGCAGGGUUGAGGGGCUCUGGAUUGGGAUACCUCUUGCUUCCUGCUGCAUGCAGGCAAAGUCCUGUGCUGGGCUGCUGCUUCGAGCUGUCCCCUCUCCGAUGUGUGAUGUGCCCACCCAGUCCUGCCAGGAACCUCCAUGCCCAAGCACCAUGGGAGCUUGUAUGACUGGAUCCCUGGAGGAAACAGCUUUCCUUUCCUCAUUAGUGCUGUGGGGAGCUGGCUGCCUGCCUGGCAGGGCAGGAGCCACACUAGUGUUCACACCUCCCUUCCUGCUCCCGUACCGGUGGCCGAUGCAGAGUGGGUGCUGGGGUAAGCGCAGUGUUACCGGCGGCACAUCCAGGCACUGAUUGCACUGCGGUGUUGUCCUUGGCAGAGCUAGCGAUGCCAUAUCACUUCUGCCUGUUUUUAAAGCAGACCUUUCUAGCUUG
Columba livia (rock pigeon) is the source of this 2270-nucleotide messenger RNA. RefSeq names its product collagen alpha-1(I) chain-like. Lineage: Eukaryota; Metazoa; Chordata; Aves; Columbiformes; Columbidae. The transcript is spliced from 5 exons. The coding region runs from base 1 to 1830 and encodes 609 amino acids. The record is from RefSeq and is a predicted model, not a curated record.